Molecule: messenger RNA, 192 nt
Organism: Sphaeroforma arctica JP610
Lineage: Eukaryota; Ichthyosporea; Ichthyophonida
Exons: 2
Coding region: 1-192 (63 amino acids)
Source: RefSeq, a predicted model, not a curated record
AUGAGAACGACGUCGCUCAAAGUAGAGACUCACGACGCUGUUAACAACGUCACAGACUUGCUUAUCCAGCAUUGUGAGGAGCUGUUCAUGGUACCAACAACAACACUGGAGAGAAUCAAUGGGGCGGUAUCGACGCACAACCAGACAGAGCUCAAACACACAGCCACGCUAUCACAGGCUCAGGGAGUGUAG